This is a messenger RNA of Trypanosoma grayi, 1740 nucleotides long. RefSeq lists its product as hypothetical. The record is from RefSeq and is a predicted model, not a curated record. Bases 1 to 1740 code for a protein of 579 amino acids. Gene Ontology annotation, biological process: vesicle-mediated transport. Gene Ontology annotation, cellular component: Mon1-Ccz1 complex; intracellular membrane-bounded organelle. The transcript has a single exon. Lineage: Eukaryota; Euglenozoa; Kinetoplastea; Trypanosomatida; Trypanosomatidae.
AUGUCCGAUCCCUGUCGGGGCGCAGUGCCGUGUUCCAAGGGGGGCGGCACCAACACGUGCCUCAGGAGUCUCUGCAUCUACUGUCCUAGCCUCUCUGGUGGUCAGGAGACGCGUGCGAUGGAUAACAUCCUUUUUUUCUAUCCAUCGCACCUGCACGCGAAUACACAGAUGAACCACGUUGGUUUCUGCAUUGGGGUGUCGUGUCUCGCGGAGCGGUUUGCAGCGACAGGGCCUGUGAACGAGAUACACAUGAGUCAUACCACCGUCGCGCUCUGCUGCCCGUUCCCCGACCUCUGGAUUGCCGUGGAGACGGCAGCAGGGUACGACAGCUCCUCCGUGGUGCCGAUUGUCCGGCGCGGGUUUGACGUCUUUGUUCUACGAUACGGCUGGCCCACCGUCACAGCACUCGUGUCACGUGAGGAUGCGGCCUCUGCGGAUGCCAAAAGGUCGCGUGCGGCUCUUAGGGACUUCUUUGAGAGGUUCACUGUGUUUCUAGAGGCACGCGUGCUGAUAGUGGAUAUCCUCCACAGCGCUGUGCAGGUGGUGCGAGGUGUACCGCAGCCGUUGGCACCGGAAGCGGCGGGUGGGCAUGCCAACACAAAGCGAUGGAGCCGUCGCUGGGCGGCGGUGGCGGGUGCGGAAAGCCUCCUCGCUUUUCCUGUCGUCAUUCGCGCGGCAUCACCCUCGGUGCAGUCGAUGUGCCACAGUUUGGUGUACCGCCAUCUGUCGCUGCUCUCAGCAAAAGGAGAACAGUGCGGCAGCAGCGUCAGCAGCAGUAGUGGAACCUGCGGCAAUACUAAAAACUGCACGGUAGGAUGGGGGACUGAGUACCACGGCGUGGCCACCCCCAUCAGUGCUACAGCGCUGGCGAAGGCAGCGGAGGAGCGUUUGUUGUGGACCUGCUGUCAGUAUGUUGUUUUCAUUGGUGAAACACUGAAGGUGGUUGCUGCCAAUGCACCGCACGAGCUCGUGUCUAAGCUUAUCUGUCUGAUGCUGAUAGAGCCUGGAGUGACAGAUUUUGCAGCUUAUGGGGAAAAUGGGCUGUCGCACUGCUAUGUUUGUCAUGCGUCAGGCAUCAUCCUUGUUGUUGUCGUUGAUAACAGCUUGUAUCGCUCCAUACACGAAUGUAUUGCUACCACCUGCAAUGCACUGGCAAGGGACAUUGCAGACUUCUUGACAACUGGCGUGUGCACACUGACACGCGAGAGUUGUUUAAGCCCCAGUGAGAUGCAGCAAUUGGCGCUGACGCGCUUGAACCCAUCACAUCUUUCCACAGUGGCGGUUUUCAACACCCCAAUGCUGGGCCUACCAAAAUUUUGCGAUAGCAAGUUGACCCUCCAGUGGACCGUCUGGCAUGAUGGUAUGAUCGCGGGCUCACCAAUGCGCGAGUACCCUCGUGCAGUGCACGUGGUGUUGUCGUCGUUACUGCGUGCGUUUGUGCGAAGUCUGUCAGGUGAUGUGGGAGUGGGUGGUCGCGAUGACAAUGACGCCAACACACGCCACACUACUACUACUACUACUACUACUACUGCUGCUGCCGCCGACGGUGUGGUCUCGGCCUCCAUCGACCUACCGCCCACCUCAACGGAGGCUUGGGUACCACUUCGAGACACAGCGUUGCUUUGCGUGAUGCGGGAGAAUCGUCGCGUUGGCGCCAUGGUGUUUUACAAUUCGGCGCCCCUGAAGAACUGUUUCGAGGCUGCUGCCGAGCUUCAGCGGCAGAUGGCCUUUUUGCUGUGA